Molecule: messenger RNA, 3144 nt
Organism: Mya arenaria
Lineage: Eukaryota; Metazoa; Mollusca; Bivalvia; Myida; Myidae
Exons: 7
Coding region: 72-2381 (769 amino acids)
Biological process (GO): negative regulation of proteasomal ubiquitin-dependent protein catabolic process; negative regulation of protein ubiquitination
Cellular component (GO): nucleus; PML body
Source: RefSeq, a predicted model, not a curated record
CGAUAACACAGACAACUUUAAUACAUUGGAUGUUGUAUGGUUUUAUGCGUGUGUGUAGAAUUCUAUAAAAUAUGGACAAAAACACUAGUAGUUACAUAGGACCGUCAAUAUGUGAUAUUGUAAAAGAGAAAAUAGAGCGGUUAUUUUACGUGGAAGUGACGGUUGCGCCGCUUUCCCAUCCGGCCGCCGACGGCGUGCCUCAUUCCGUCUUCAAGAUCACCGGGGACAGGAUGGACAGGGCAAAUGCUAGGAACUACCUGCAUGCGUUCGGUGACGGGAAGGGCGUGGUUCAGAAGUCUGUGCGGCUGUCAUGUGAUACUGGAUACAGGGAGUACGUGGAACGGGAAACCAGCGCCGUCAUUCAGCCCAUAGAUGGCAGCAACAACGAAUAUACAGUCCGAGGAACGGAUCUGGCCCACACACUGGCCAUGACGCUACUUGAAGAUUAUGAAGUGGCCAAAACCACCCCACAUAUGGCGGUGGAGCAGACAACGCCCAAGGGAAAGGUACACCGACGCUUGUCAACAGCGCUGGAGCAGACACUUAUCAAAACUAACCACAAGCGCAGCAAGUAUGACCAAGCAUCGGACGCUGUAGUGAAAGCCAUAGCAUGUUGCAUGAUGGCGACCAACGAAGAGGAUGAGGUCUAUGAUGAUGACGACGUCAUACUAAUUGAAGACUCAGAAGAUGAGGAUCAUCCAGAGGGCGAUAUAAGUGGUGAAACUGAGGAUAUGGAUGGUGAUGAUGAUGUGAUGAUCAUCGAGACGCCGAGCAAUCCUGAAAAUGAAAGCAGUCCAGAGAAUGAAGACCGUCGUUUUUUUAGUAAGGAGUUUGGACAAUGUUCAGGGGAGAGCAAUAACGAAGUGACACCUGAUAAAAGUGAGGGCGAAGUUGACAGUUUAACAAAAGCUUUAGAAGGACUGCAAACCCCAUCGGCAGAUUUAGCGAAACGUGGAAUAUUUAAAUUUCGACCAAGCGCGGCUGUGCGACCUCUGAACUUCUCGGUAGAGAGUAAAGUUCCUGAUACCCAUAGUGACAAUGUGGAAGGAAUUGAAGCAGAGAAUGAACGUCAAAACAAAAAAUAUGAAGAAGAAAAGUUCUCUAAACUGAAGAAGCGGGGAGUUACAAAGUGUAUUAUAUCUUCAAAAACUCGUGGUCGUGCAUCACCUGAGCCGGAAGACGUACAUUUAAGUAAGAAAAGGUGCACAGGAAACAUAAUAUGUAUAACUGAUGGCGAUGAAGAGUCGAGUACGGGAGACACCUCCUCGAAACAUAAAAAGAAGAAAAAGAAGAAGUCAAAGUCGAGGUGGGAUAAAUCUCCAAAGGCAUCCCGCAGAGACAAGGAAAAUAGAAAGAGGAGUACAAAGGAUGGUUCAAAUAAACGGGGAUCCGACGCAACUAAAAGCGAUUCAGACAUACAGGGCUCUGUCGCUACUCAAGGCUACGAUAAGUGGAAUUUUGUUCCAACUUCAUUUGAAUUCAGACGUCACAUGAUCGGUAGGUCCCCCUUAACUCCAAUACAUGUACAUGUCAGCGACACCAGGGGGGUGACAGUAGUGGAUAGGGGGUCUGACAGCGGACCGAUCAGGAAUGAGGUGGCUCAGAUAGGCGGGCAAAGGCGCCUCGUGUCUGACAACGUUUCGACCGGAGCUUUGCUGGACCAGACAGACGGUCCUAAACGUCCGCUCCCGACAUCUAGUAGCUCGAUGAAAGAACAGAGGAACCUUCGCUACAUCGUCAUUGACGGCAGCAACGUGGCCAUGGGUCAUGGUGGUAACAGUAAGGAGUUCUCGUGCAUGGGGAUCCGCCUAGCAGUGGAAUACUUCCGGAAUCGCAGGCACCGCGACAUCACGGUUUUUCUUCCUCAGUGGCGAAAAUGCCGACCGCCCCCGGGAGUGAGCGUUACCCAUCGGCACGAGCUAGACCGUCUGGAGGAGGAGGGGUUUCUCGUCUACACGCCCUCCCGCCGCAUCGGCAACAAACUCGUGGCUUCCUACGACGAUAGGUUCAUCGUGGAGCUUGCGGAGCGGGAGGACGGGGUGAUUGUAAGUAACGACCAGUACAGGGACCUGCAGCUGGAGAAGAACUCCUGGCGCCGCGUCAUUGAAACUAGGUUGUUGAUGUUUACGUUUGUCCGCGACCAUUUUAUGGUCCCAGAAGAUCCCCUUGGACGGUAUGGGCCCAACUUGGACGACUUUCUGACCCUCGACAAGCCUCCCUACCGCUUUUCCGUACCAUCACGUGACCUGCGCGAAACGUUGACCCGAAGAUCCGAUCCAAGCUAUAACCUCCACAAACACCUCGAAUCCAUUUCCGGUGGCCGUGAUGUCGGAAGGGUUGCCGGCGGUUUCCAAGCCGACAUGCUAUUACACCGCCGCUAAUUUCGACGAUCACUCAAACCUAGCCCAGCCAGAUGUUGGAUGGCCCGCCCAACCGAUUGACUUUUAUACUAACAACCGCAUGAGUCCCGAUGCUGAUUUUGAUUGUAUUUACUCCAGCGAGCCGGAUUAUGAAUUGCAAACCAGCCUGCUUGACUUUUAUUCUCGCUUCCAUUUAAACCCCAACUCUGAAAACGACUGUAAUGCUGUAUACCAAAUGGAGCUAGAAGUUGAAUCACCAACCGCACCGACGGACAUAUAUGCUCGCUGCUAUGUAUAUCCCACCGUUGAAUACGAAGCUACCAUGUACCUGACCGAGCCUGAAGUGGGAUUGCCCUCCGCAUCGAUGGAGUUUUAUUCUCGUUUUGUGAAUCUCAUCGCUAAAUAUGAUGAUCCCGUGUACACGACAGAGCCGGAAGAAGGAUUGCCCGCGAUGCCGAUGGAGUUUUAUACUCAUCAUUUGAUUUCCAACACUGAAUACAACACCCCCGUGUACCAGCCUGAUAUACUCCCGUGUACCAGCCUGAUAUACUCCCGUGUACCAGCCUGAUAUACCCCCGCGUACCAGCCUGAUAUACUCCCGCGUACCAGCCUGAUAUACUCCCGCGUACCAGCCUGAUAUACUCCCGUGUACCAGCCUGAUAUACUCCCGUGUACCAGCCUGAUAUACUCCCGUGUACCAGCCUGAUAUACUCCCGUGUACCAGCCUGAUAUACUCCCGUGUACCAGCCUGAUAUACUCCCGUGUACCAGCCUGAUAUACUGAU